GGGUCUUCGCAGCAGUCGGAAACUCAACGGCACUGAACGGCACGGAAUGUAAGCUGGGCAGGGUAAAUCCUUUUGGCCGAAAACCCGAAAACCACAAAGGAGAUACGGAAGUUGGCUCAGACGACAACGACUACGACGACGUUGGCUCCAGCAGUCCUCCUCCAGUCCCGAUCGGCGGAACCUCUGGCUCAAGUGCUCUGGCUCUAAGUGCGAGUGCGAGUGCCAGGAAACCGAGAACCGGAGCGGAAAUUCACUGGACAGACACGGACCCGGACCCGGACACGGACACAGACUAGGAUACGGAUACGGAUGCGGAGUCGGAUGUCAAGUCCAAGUUCAGGCUGUGCCGUGCUCUCAACCAAGUUACUACCAAACUAAAUAAACCUAAUUUUGUCGUAUUUGUAUGCUGAACUUUCAACGUUCCGGCGGCAAUAGCACGUGAAGAUUUCGUAUCCACGGAGAGUAUAUUUACAAACAUAUUUUGUUAAAACCCCGCGCCGCGUUAGCAAACGAUUAACAUAAAUUUGCACUCAUCGGGCCAUCUGCGAAAGCUGUCAUCAUUCUGGAUUUUACAAACAACUUCCGACGGAAGGUCGGUCGGACAGCAGCUACCUGCCACUGGGGCCAAAUUGGAAAAUUGCUUUAACUUUUCCAACUUUUCGUCUAUUUCCGUAGGAGUUGGAUAUGUCAUUUCUGGCUACCUUGGACGCAAGUGCCUGGCAGGAACGGCUCAGUGGACAUGGGAGUCUAGGGCUAUCCGGCAGCAGUGCGGCGUACACAACGCAUUCCGGCGGACACACGGGCCGGAGCGGUCCGGCCACCGGGCACAGUGGGCACAGCGGUGGAUCGGCGGCCACCAUGCACCACCAAUCGCUGCAGUCCGACUUCCAGCCGCCGUACUUUCCGCCCCCCUUCCACCACUCCACGCAGAGUCCCCCCCAGCAACAGAUAUCCGUACCCGGCUACUUGCAGAACCACGGUGCCCUGGAGUAUUUAGGCACGGAUCCCUACGGCCAGCCCCUGUCCUCGCUGCACCACGCUCCUCUGCACCACUACAACCAGCUGGCGGGCCUGAGGUCCACGCAGGAUCAACUGGGGAUACACAGGACUCACAGGGAGGCGGAAUUGCAGGGACAUGUCACACAACUGUCCCAUGGAUUUCCGUAUACGGAUAGGAGAAGCGAUUACGGUAGUGCAAUAUCGGCAGGAGCAGCCCAUGGCACCAGACUGGGACACGAACACGAGUCCUUGGCCUUGCAUCAAGCCCUUCAGAAUGCUGUCGACGAUGUCCAAGCUCCUGCCCUAGACGAUAAUGUGGCUUUCAUGUCGGAUUUGCCGCUAAUAAAAAGCAUGAAGAGCGGAAAAGAAGCCGGGAACCUUGGAUCGGGUUCGCCCAGCGAGGUGUUCUGUGCGGUUCCCGGUCGCCUUAGCCUCCUCUCGAGCACCUCGAAAUACAAGGUCACCAUCGCCGAAGUGCAGCGUCGCCUGUCGCCCCCCGAGUGUCUGAACGCGUCCCUCCUGGGCGGAGUCCUUCGACGGGCCAAAAGCAAGAAUGGCGGACGCCUGCUGAGGGAGAAGCUGGAGAAGAUUGGCUUGAAUCUGCCGGCUGGUAGGCGAAAAGCUGCCAAUGUUACGCUUCUAACGUCCCUGGUGGAGGGGGAGGCCACUCACUUGGCCAAGGACUUUCACUUUGUGUGCGAAACCGAAUUUCCGGCCAGGCAGCUGGCGGAGUACAUUGUGCGCCAUCAAACGGAGCCCCAGGACUCGUACCGCCGGAAAGAACUCAUCCUUCAUUCCCAGCAGAUCACAAAAGAACUAAUGCAGAUCUUAAGUCAAGAUCGGACAACCCACUUCGGGACGAGAUCACAGCACCUGCUGGAGCCCUCGAUGCAGCGCCACCUGACACAUUUCUCUUUGAUUACCCACGGAUUCGGAUCGCCCGCCAUUAUGGCUGUUCUGCACGCUUUCCAGACAUUUUUGAACGAAUCAUUAAACUACUUGGAAAAGCUAUAUCCCUCCAAUGGUGGCGGGAUGGUGUCGUCGUCGUUGGACAAAAGCAAAAUUGACAACGAAAAAAAAUGAUAGGCUAUGUUGUAUAUUGCCACAGAUAAGAGCAAGCCGUAGUUUAAGGUUAACUUUCCAUACACUAGGUACGACAUCGAUAAAGUAAUAAAAUUCCUGUAAAUUAAUUUAUUUAGUUAAGUGUAAAUUAUUGGACAUUUUGUAUAUCUAUAACUGUAAUUUGAAUGUAAAAAACAAAUUCAAAUAUAUUAAAUACGUAUAAUUUAUUUAACUUAGAAAAAUACAUCGACUUUUUGUCAAAAGCACAAAGCUUUUUACAACUAAUUCAAAAAAAAACAUAAAACAAAAACUCUUUACAAAUACAAUUAUUUGUAUGUAGAAACGAUUGAAAUGCUCUCAUUUUUAAUUUUUUAAGUAACUUACAAUUUAAAGAUUUUAAAAUUAUACAAAUGAAUAAAAUGUGUUUUUAAAACUAAAAAUA
Messenger RNA from Drosophila ananassae, 2503 nucleotides. RefSeq names its product transcription factor AP-2-epsilon (gene TfAP-2). The transcript is spliced from 8 exons. Gene Ontology annotation, molecular function: DNA-binding transcription factor activity, RNA polymerase II-specific; RNA polymerase II transcription regulatory region sequence-specific DNA binding. Gene Ontology annotation, cellular component: nucleus. Gene Ontology annotation, biological process: regulation of cell population proliferation; regulation of transcription by RNA polymerase II; anatomical structure development. Bases 685 to 2082 code for a protein of 465 amino acids. Lineage: Eukaryota; Metazoa; Arthropoda; Insecta; Diptera; Drosophilidae. The record is from RefSeq and is a predicted model, not a curated record.